This is a messenger RNA of Ictalurus punctatus (channel catfish), 1079 nucleotides long. RefSeq lists its product as uncharacterized. The transcript is spliced from 2 exons. Lineage: Eukaryota; Metazoa; Chordata; Actinopteri; Siluriformes; Ictaluridae. The record is from RefSeq and is a predicted model, not a curated record. The annotation marks the transcript as partial.
AUGUCAAGCCACGAUGGCGACAUGAGUUCAGGAUACCUGUGCAUCUCCCUCUCUCUCACACUCACCCUCUCCCUCUCUCUCUCACUCACCCUCUCCCUCUCUCUCUCACUCACCCUCUCCCUCUCUCUCUCACUCACCCUCUCCCUCACCCUCACCCUCUCUCUCACCCACUCACCCUCUCCCUCUCACUCACACUCACCCUCUCUCUCACAAUCACCCUCUCUCUCACACUCACCCUCUCCCUCUCUCACACUCACCCUCUCCCUCUCUCACACUCUCCCUCUCUCACCCUCACCCUCUCUCUCACCCUCUCCCUCUCUCUCUCACUCACCCUCUCCCUCUCUCUCACCCUCUCCCUCUCUCUCUCACUCACCCUCUCCCUCUCACUCACACUCACCCUCUCCCUCUCACUCACACUCACCCUCUCCCUCUCUCACACUCACCCUCUCUCUCACCCUCUCCCUCUCUCUCUCACUCACCCUCUCCCUCUCUCUCUCACUCUCCCUCUCUCUCUCACUCACCCUCUCCCUCUCACACUCACACUCACCCUCUCCCUCACACUCACCCUCUCCCUCACACUCACCCUCUCCCUCACACUCACCCUCUCCCUCACACUCACCCUCUCCCUCACACUCAACCUCUCUCUCUCACACUCACCCUCUCCCUUACACUCACCCUCUCCCUUACACUCACCCUCUCCCUCACACUCACCCUUUCCCUCUCUCUCACACUCACCCUCUCUCUCUCACCCUCUCUCUCUCACCCUCUCCAACUCUCUCUCACACUCACCCUCUCUCUCACACUCACCCUCUCUCUCACACUCACCCUCUCUCUCACACUCACCCUCUCUCUCACACUCACCCUCUCACACUCACCCUCUCCCUCACCCUCUCUCUCACACUCACCCUCUCCCUCACACUCACCCUCUCUCUCACACUAACCCUCUCCCUCACACUCACCCUCACACUCACCCUCUCUCUCUCACACUCACCCUCUCCCUCACACUCACCCUCUCCCUCUCUCUCACACUCAUCCUCUCCCUCUCUCUCACACUCACCCUCUCCCUCUCUCUCACCCUC